AUGAAUCCCCUCUCACAGUCGCGCUCCAUUCCUCUGGCAGAAGGAAUAUGCCGUACCGUGUCGGUCAUGAACGCAGAUCACGUGAUGGUCACGCAGGAAACUUUAACGGAGCAGUUAGUGAAAAAUUAUCCAGGCAUUGCAGUUCCCUCCCACAACAUCUUUUAUAAUAUCCUUGGCACUCUAAUUAAAGAAAGGAAAAUCUAUCACACGGGAGAAGGAUACUUCAUUGUGACUCCCAACACGUACUGUACCACAAACAACGCCGCAGAAGACAACGGGCAGGUCCUGCUGGAGGAGAGUUGUUGCUGUUCAUUGCCUUCCACCACGUACCUGGUAAACAUCGAGCGCAGCGCAGACCUGCUGAAAGAAAACAUUCCUGCAGGAUCCCAUUACAGAGCGUGUUGUUUCCCUGACCACAGCGGGCUCUCUGAACAAAGACGUUGUCGGCUAAUGAACCAUGAGCCUGAUGGAGGAGGUAGGAAAAGCUGCAGUGAAUUAAAGCCUUUGAUUCCAGCUCAAGGGAUCUCCGCACCAGCUGAAACCCAUCCCUGGGACACCAUCAAAUCCCUGACAGCGGUGAAGGAGAAACUGAAAAGCAAAAUGUUUGGCCUUGGCCUUUUCUGGAGAAGUGCUUCUAAAAAAGAAAAACGUAAGAAGGAGUACUCCACGUUUUCAGCCCAGUUCCCUCCCAAGGAGUGGCCAGUCAGGGAUGAAGAUGACUUAGAGAAUAUUCCAUGUGAUAUUGAACAAGAAAUCAUCAAGCGUAUUAACCCUGCUCUUACAGUCGAUAAUUUGAUUAAACACACAAUAUUAAUGGAGAAGUUUGAGGAGCACAAAAAAUAUAUUGGUAAGGGUACCUCAGCUGAAGCAUCAGUUGUCAGGCAAAGCUGCCUUUUGAAGGAUUGUGUUCCAAAGACACAGAGUAAAACAGCAAAACACACUAGGAAAACCAAAGCAAAGGAAGAGAAGCAGAGUAACAGAAGCAGCAGGAAAUCUCACGUGUGUGACCUGACGUCCCCAAAUGAGAACCUGGAAGAAAACCUUUCUGUGAUUGUCAGAAAUCAACUGCCACCUGAGGCUGCCAUGGAAUCCCAUGUCAUAUAUAAAAAACAAAUUAAGAAUCCUUUUCAGGGUCUGUCACGGAGACGCACCUUUCAUGCACGAGGGCACAAAGGCACUGCUAUCCACCAGCUGGGGUCCAGGACUCGAAAGCAAGAAAGGGAUUUACAAAGGCCACAGUCCUUGGACUCCUCAAAAACCAAGCAGCCGGCAAGUGAAACGCAGGCUCACAGAGCAAAACAGAACAAGCUACUCCACGCUACUAGGUCUUCCCUCCAACUAAAAAAAGACAGUUUAAGUGAAAAAUUCAGUUAUCCGCAAGGCAGUACUUUGCAAAUAGAUAAUGGAAGUGAGUAUGUUCUGGAAAGUAAUAUUCCUGAAGAAAACAUCUACAGAAGAACAGUCAAAAAACAUCCUGGGGAUACUAAAAAAGCCCCUUGCUCCUACACUGAAGAUAACGGUGUGUGCAAAGAAGAUGCAAAACUUUUAUUACACCUGAAAGAGGAGUAUCACAGGUACGAAGCUGACACUCAGUUAUUAGAUCAAGCAGCAAGUGAAUUUCAAAGUGUCUGUCUUUCAUAUUACAUAGACAACGUUAACCUGGUGGAAGAAAACGGUGCCAAGUAUAGACAGAAGACUGAUAAAAAGAGUGAAUUUAUAUUUGAAUAUGACUGUGCCAGCCAUCCCGGAUCGAUGAAGCUGCGGAGUGAAGGAUUUACUGAUAACCGCCACCAUCUGUACCAAAAAGCAGGUGACGGCGACACCUGCACCUCAUUCCAUCUGGAUGACAAUUUUGAAGGCACUGAACUGUGUCACCUGGCUCCUGGCCGUGCCUCUUCAGAUACACGAGGCUACAGUAAAGCUGGGCAAAAGCUGGGGACACCAGUGUCCCCCAAAACCUGUGUGGAUAAUGCUUGUCUCUCCCAGUACAGUGCAACUGGAAUCAAACGUGACUCUGAAGAGCGCGGCUGUAGGGAGAGCACUCGCUUUGCAGAAUCCACAGAUGACUCGAGGCACCCAGAACUGGAUUUCGCAGGAGGAAGCUGUUUGUGCAGUCAGGUUCUCCUGACAGGUCGCAGAAAGGAGGAAGAAAAUGGCCCGGCUGAAGGUGUGGGGGCGUCAGCUGAAGCAGGUUUCUGCCACACUAACGAGGCCAACGCCGGCGCUCCUCAGAACUUCACCUGUGCCUUGGGCUCGCGGACUGAAGAAACAGGAAACUCUCUGGGAAAGAGCGAUGUGUUUUUUAAGAACGCGUGUGUUGUGAUGCCAGGACAGAAAUACUCGGAAGGGAUGGAAAACCACAGCGUUACAGGAGACAGUGGAAUUGACUCCCCAAGAGGGACUGAAACGAAGAUGAAGCUUCCUGCCAAGUUCUGA
Apaloderma vittatum (bar-tailed trogon) is the source of this 2436-nucleotide messenger RNA. RefSeq names its product storkhead-box protein 1-like. Gene Ontology annotation, biological process: positive regulation of transcription by RNA polymerase II. NCBI's taxonomy places the organism in Eukaryota, Metazoa, Chordata, Aves, Trogoniformes, Trogonidae. Gene Ontology annotation, molecular function: DNA-binding transcription activator activity, RNA polymerase II-specific; RNA polymerase II transcription regulatory region sequence-specific DNA binding. The record is from RefSeq and is a predicted model, not a curated record. Gene Ontology annotation, cellular component: cytoplasm; nucleus.